AUGGACGACAUUCUUGCCAAAGUACACACGCUUACCGACCUCGAGCUGGCAACUCUUCUUUGCCUCAUCGCCCGCGAGCACUGCCUCAUCAGCACCCACCCCUCAAGCAUCGACGACCUCGCUGCCGAGCUUUCCCUUGUCGCUUCCAAAACCUUUGGCCUAACAGCCUCCAUCAUUUCUUGUCACAAGCACAUGACUCUCGAUGAGUUUGCCACUGGCUUGCUGGUUCCCUGUCCAGCGUCCUCGCCGUCGGUCAAUACGCUAUCCGUUUCUCCUUACCGUCCAAGGCACUAUGAGCAUCAGGGACAAACGUCGUCGACAGCUGGCCCAUCCUCAUCAGCAGCAGCAGCAGCAGCAGCAGCAGCAGCAGCAGGAGGGAGGGAGGGAGGGAGGGAGGGAGGAGGAGGAGGAGGAGGAUACUUCCUCUCCGCCGGAGUAAGCUCCUCACCGCGACAUAACCCGUCGAUGAGUCCUCCUGUGAUGAGUGCAUCCCAGCCUCCACGCAUUGCCAACAUCAUUUUGGCGAAAAACCUGCAUUUGACCCCGAGGGUAGUGCAGAUUCAAGCAUUGGAACUUCUACGGACACGGCGCAUUUUCACUCGGACCAGUGUUCAGACCGCACCUAAACAAUUCCUCUUCAUCGCCCUCGUAGGCGCCAAUAGCGGCGGUGAGGCACGCGUGACGCCGCAUCUAAACGAUUUCUUCUACAUUGGGCACUGGCACGACCCAGAUGAGGAUGGGUUCCCUCAUCUCGAGGGGGAGUUAGAUGAAGACGGAAUCAGGAAUGACGACGCUAGUAAUAAUGGUGACAAUAAUGACGCUGACGGCAGAAGCAUAUCUUCCUUAUCGACAACCAGCGUGCUGGUCAAACAUCCCUCUCAUUCCUCAACCCAAAACCAACAAGGCCCUGAUCAAGCUGCAAGCCGGCAAAGCUCUCGCCGCCGCUGGCUCAGCCGCUCCAAUAGCAGCAUGAUCAGCACCGUCUCCAGCACCAACCUCCCUCCUCCUCUCCAACGACACCCCUCUCUGCUCACGCCCAGCUCUGACCCCGAAGCCUCAUCACCUACCCCGUUACUCACCCCAACCGACAUCUCUCAGCUCUCCUUGGCUUCCACAGCAGCCUAUAUCUCCCCCGCCGUCCUGCGCUACACUCACAACAUAAUCACCUUCCUGCGAACUCACCGCGCCGUAGCAGGCGGGGUUUCGCCCACCGCGACACGACAUCUUGAACAGUUGUCUCGUUCGCUGGCGGCAUUACAUGGGAUAGAUUAUGUCACGCCCUCGUUGGUGGCGAUGGCGGUGAGGAAGGUGUAUUUACAUCGGCUUGGGCUGGUGAGCGAGCCGGAGGGGGAGAGAAGCGUGCAGUGGGGAGGGGAUUUGGAGGCCGUGAGGGAGGCUAUGGCGGGGUGGACUGUGGAAGGGGUGUUGGAAGAGGUUUUGGGGGUUGUUGGGGUCCCUGGGUAA
This is a messenger RNA of Thermochaetoides thermophila DSM 1495, 1464 nucleotides long. RefSeq lists its product as uncharacterized. Lineage: Eukaryota; Fungi; Ascomycota; Sordariomycetes; Sordariales; Chaetomiaceae. The record is from RefSeq and is a predicted model, not a curated record. The transcript has a single exon. Bases 1 to 1464 code for a protein of 487 amino acids.